This is a messenger RNA of Funneliformis geosporum, 279 nucleotides long. The record is from the annotation of a GenBank genome assembly. Lineage: Eukaryota; Fungi; Glomeromycota; Glomeromycetes; Glomerales; Glomeraceae.
CGGACCCACUAUGAGAAUUUGUUGAAAAAUAACGAUUCUUUAAGAGAAUUCAUUAUUUUGGUGGACCCACUAUGGGAGACCGCUAAAGAUAACGAUUCUCUAAAAGAAUUCAGAAUUCGUUAUUUGGCAGACCCACUAUGGGAGACCGUUAAAGAUAACAAUUCUCUAAGAGAAUUCGUUAUUUUGGCAGACCCACUAUGGGAACCUGUCAAAAAUAACGAUUCUCUAAGAGAAAAUCAUUAUUUUGGCGAAUUCUCUAUAGAAACUUGCCAAAUUUAA